Aspergillus luchuensis is the source of this 2067-nucleotide messenger RNA. Its product is annotated as putative C6 transcription factor. Gene Ontology annotation, molecular function: zinc ion binding; DNA-binding transcription factor activity, RNA polymerase II-specific. Gene Ontology annotation, biological process: regulation of DNA-templated transcription. The transcript is spliced from 5 exons. Gene Ontology annotation, cellular component: nucleus. NCBI's taxonomy places the organism in Eukaryota, Fungi, Ascomycota, Eurotiomycetes, Eurotiales, Aspergillaceae. The record is from RefSeq and is a predicted model, not a curated record. Bases 1 to 2067 code for a protein of 688 amino acids.
AUGCCAGACUCUAAUCUGCGCAGCCGCCAACAUCGAUCACAUGCGGUUCGACGUAAUGGGUCCUUGCAAUCGUGUGAGCCGUGUCGCAAAUCUAAAUUGCGAUGCGACCAUGAGAGACCAGUCUGCGGCCGAUGCUUGACUAAGAAUAUGGUAUCGGGAUGUUUUUAUCAUCCAGCACCGAUGACGAAGAAAGUGACUGGAGGCUCGACCAGGUCUGCCAGAGGCUCACGAGGAAGAAACAGCCAGUUAAUUGCAAGCUCGUCAACUACAGGAGCAGGCGGAGGGAGCGCUCUUCCAAGACAAAAUACUACGCUGGAGUCGGCUUCUGCUUCUCCUGGAUACUUGGGCUCGACGAGCUACUCAGCCAUUCUUGCGGAGCAUCGUCCCGAGUUCUCUCUCAAUGUAGAUAACAGCUCCAUGCCCACCACAUUGUCCCAAUCUAUGGAACCCGAACGACUCCAGACUGGAGUGCGGUUACUAAAGCUACUUCAAAACCUCACAAUAUGCGAUAGCUUAAUCCGGAGAUAUUACACCCGAGUCCUUGUUGCUGUCAUUCCAGAGAUCGUCACAAUGUCUAUUGUACGCUCCGCUCGGAAUGUCCUCGGGGCCCUUGAUUUCACCGAGGAUGUCGAAGAUCAGCUUCAGAACACAGUUCGAAAGGUGUCGCAGAAUACUUCCAGGCCAUUGUCAACCUAUCGUUCAAUGACAGUGGAGCAAUACUGUGCAGCGUUUACUGGGCAAAAUCUACGUUGGGAAGCUAUAGGCAUCAUCUUCGCAACUGCUGGAAUGUCGCUUUCAUCUACACCUGAGAGUGACCCAGAUCUAUACCAGGUGGCGGCGGACACCUCAGCCCGGGAGAGACUCCGCGCUCAGCUUGUCGAAGCGAGCAGCACCUGCCUCACUUUUAGCGACCAGGCUUCUUCAGUCAAUGAGCUAUUGGGCUUUUGCCAGUAUAGCAGCUUUGUACUUCUCACCCAUGUCUACGGUGACUCAAGCUACCAAGCCUGGCGUCGCCUCCGUGAAUUAUCCGCUACAAUUUAUGCGGCUGGACUUCACCAGGACAGCCCCAUGGACGAUAAUUGCCCUUUCUUUCUUCGUCAAUGGAGAAGAUCUUGCUUUGCUGCUGCCUUCUCAGCAGAUAAGAAUCAAGCCACAUUCGUGGGACGACCGCCAUCCAUUAACUACCGCUACAGCACCCUAACACCCCCACUGGACAUUAGCGAAAGAAGUAUAGUCCAUGGUGGGGAUGAGUUAAACGCGGCGAUCGCAAGAUUAGAUCGUUUCGGAUGGUCAGCCGAAGAUGAGGUCGAUCGAGCAAGUGUGCUCCGUCUUCGUUUCAUAUUGGCCGUAUAUAGAGAACGAGCUCUCGAGAUAGCCUUAGGGACCGGUGAGCACAGCGAUACGGUGCAGAAUUCUGAUGAAAUAAUAAAGCAAGCGCGGGAGUCGUGGGCAGUGUGCCCCGUCCGUCUCCGUUACGACGUGUCUGCGGAAGGGACCGAGUCGGGACCCCUAACAAAGUCGUUCACCUUGCUCCAUAUUUACCUGGACUACCUUUAUACUAUUUUCCUUUUGCAGAGGACUGUUGUUAAACGCGUAAACACCGGGCAUGAGGCUCUCUUUGAUACGUCACGAACAAUGUUGUCCAAUAUCAUUAAAGGCAACGCUGACAGUGACCCAGCCUUUGACUUGAGUAGACAUCGUGCUUGGGUUUUCCUUUACUACGGCCUCCCCAGUGCCAGCGUCCUCAUCCUCGAGCUCCUUCACCAAAACCAGGGAAUCGGUACAUACACUACUGCGUUACCGCGUGCUGAAAUCAUCCGAAAUCUGAGUGUUUUCAUCUCAUGCCUCUCCUGGGUAGCGCGACCGGGACAUGGCAAUUACCAUACGUGCAAGGAAGCGGAGAGGAAGUUGUCUCAUAUUCUUGACCAGGUUCUUGAUCCUCAGCCCAUCGAGGAUCUGGCUUUCCACGAUGCCACCUCUGGCCUGUACAGUCUCCUCGACUGGUACCAUCCCAGCAAUCCCAACAAUUGGGACUUCAACUCAGAGUAUCUACCUCCGCAAAACUGA